Molecule: messenger RNA, 1032 nt
Organism: Manis pentadactyla (Chinese pangolin)
Lineage: Eukaryota; Metazoa; Chordata; Mammalia; Pholidota; Manidae
Product: melanoma-associated antigen B4-like
Exons: 1
Coding region: 1-1032 (343 amino acids)
Biological process (GO): negative regulation of transcription by RNA polymerase II
Cellular component (GO): nucleus
Source: RefSeq, a predicted model, not a curated record
AUGCCUCGUGGUCAGAAAAGUAAGCGCCGUGCUCGUGAGAAACGCCGCCAAAACAGAGCGGAGGCCCAAGCUCUUAGUGCUCGAGCCACUGCAGCGGAGGAAGAAGAGACCACUUCGUCCUCCUCUCCUGUUGUGCAGUGUGCUCCCUCAAGCUCCCCUGUUGCUGGCACUUCCCAGAAGCCUGAGAGGGCCCGGGCCACCACAAGGGCUGUUGCAGGUGUUUCACACCCAGGAUCUGAUAAAGAGGCUAAAGGCCAAGCUGUGGAAAGUGAAACUUCCUCCCAGGCCUCAGCUUCCAUUGAGAGUGCUAAGGAAGAUCCUGUAACCAGAAGGGUGGAAAUGUUGGUGCAGCUACUGCUCUAUAAGUAUAAAAUGAAGGAGCCCAUUAAAAAGGUAGACAUGAUGAAGUUGGUCAACAAAAGGUAUAGGGAGCACUUCCCUGAGAUCCUCAGGAGAGCAGCUGAGCAUGUGGAGCUGGUCUUCGGCCUUGAAUUGAAGGAGGUUAAGCCCAAUAGUAGGUACUACACCUUUGUCAACAAGCUAGACUACCUCAAUGAUGGCAGUCUGAGCAGUGGCUGGAAAAUCCAUUGGAAUGGGAUUCUGAUGCCUGUCCUGAGCGUGAUCUUCUUGAAUGGCAACCACGCCUCUGAGGAGCAGAUCUGGCAGUUCCUGAGUAUGUUGGACAUCUAUGAUGGAAGGAAGCACUUCAUCUUCGGGGAGCCCAGGAAGCUCAUCACAGAUUUGGUGCAAGAAAAGUACCUGGAGUACCACCAGAUACCCAACAGCAAUCCUCCACAUGAUGAGUUCCUGUGGGGUCCAAGAGCCCAUGCUGAAACCAGCAAGAUGAAAGUCCUAGAGUUUCUGGCCAAGAUCAAGGGUACCACCCCCACUGCCUUCCCAUUGCAUUAUGAAGAGGCUUUGAGAGAUGAGGAAGAGAGGGCCCGAGCCAGAGCUGCAGCCAGGGCCAGCACUCCUGCCAGGGCAGGUGCACACUCUGAGGCCACGUCCAGCCACCACUCUCACCUGCAGUGA